AUGUGGAUUUACCUUGCAACAACUUCUUUGUUUCUUUUAUGUAAGGUUUGUGCAAUAAACGGUGCUGCCAUAUAUGAUGCCGGUUCCAUAAAUCAGAACUUUCAGGAAGGUCUAAAUGAACCUUUGGAAACACCACUACCACGAGUGCCUUCACCACACAUCAUAGACGAUGCUUUUUCAUCAUUGAAUAAAUGGCGCAACUCAGACGACUUAUCAAAACAGAAAAUUCUGUCCUCGUUUUUGAAAGAAAUACCGGUUCUAACUAAUGGCUACGCCAUAAACCAAUAUCCACUCAGUAAACGCCAUCCAAAUUUUGGUUUUAUGGGCAGUAGAGGAAAGAGAACCCAAGAUGAUAUUGGUGCAAGUGACUUUUUGAAUACUAUUCGACCUGGAUUUAGACGAGCAUUAGAAACAUUACGAAGUCAACAGAUGCAGGGACUUUCUCCAGAACUGUCAAAUAGUAAACGUCAACCUGCAUUCGGAUUCCAUGCUGUACGGGGAUAA
Lottia gigantea (owl limpet) is the source of this 504-nucleotide messenger RNA. RefSeq lists its product as hypothetical. The record is from RefSeq and is a predicted model, not a curated record. NCBI's taxonomy places the organism in Eukaryota, Metazoa, Mollusca, Gastropoda, Lottiidae. The transcript is spliced from 3 exons. The coding region runs from base 1 to 504 and encodes 167 amino acids.